AUGGCCGCGCAACUGUGCGACUUGGUGGCACAGUCUCUGUAUCAGACAAACCACAUGCCUUUCUUGGAAGAGAAUGAAAGACUCGCCACCGACGAUGGAACAAAUGACAUACGUGCGGGAUUGCGGCGGAUACAUAUGGAUGAAAUCGUUGGGCUGUCUCGGGACGGCAGUAAUAGGCACAGUGUGAACUGCUCUAACCUUGCUCGUUAUCUUCGAUUUGUAGUCGUACUGUGGACGCGUGUAAUGACAGCCAUCGUCAUGGGUGGGCUCGGAAUUUUUGGUUCCUUCUCGCUCAUUCCUUUCGCAGUGAAUGGGCACUGUACCAGAUGCUUCUGGUUAACGAGCGCCUUCGAGAAUACUACACUUCACAUAGCAGACACUGUGGGCGAGUUUCGGGGCGAAUCGAACGGCGAGGAAGAAAUAUCUAACGGAACGAUAGCACCCGUGAAUAGCGGCCAAUAA
Molecule: messenger RNA, 462 nt
Organism: Cantharellus anzutake
Lineage: Eukaryota; Fungi; Basidiomycota; Agaricomycetes; Cantharellales; Hydnaceae
Exons: 6
Coding region: 1-462 (153 amino acids)
Source: RefSeq, a predicted model, not a curated record